Messenger RNA from Venustampulla echinocandica, 4026 nucleotides. RefSeq lists its product as uncharacterized. NCBI's taxonomy places the organism in Eukaryota, Fungi, Ascomycota, Leotiomycetes, Helotiales, Pleuroascaceae. Gene Ontology annotation, cellular component: microtubule organizing center. The coding region runs from base 1 to 4026 and encodes 1341 amino acids. The record is from RefSeq and is a predicted model, not a curated record. The transcript is spliced from 2 exons.
AUGGUGCAGGCUGGAGUUGGUGGACUAGAUACACCACGAACGAACCUCGGGGACGCAACUUAUCUCUCAAACAACCAACCCGAAUUCGACUUUGAUUUGUCGCAAGAACCAACUUUCCAAUCUCCCUCCAAAGACAACAAUAUCGUUCAGCAACUGCAAAACGGUCGACGCGGCGGAAUCAACCUUAAAACACCACGAAGUCGCGUUGCGCUCAGCGACCGACGGAACCUUCCAGCUGGGCUCAGUGGAGGAGAAUUCACACCAUUACUCAAAAGUGCGACGAGGAAUAGUGCUCUACGAAAUGGCAAGGAAAACACCAUUCAGACGCCAGCAUUUCUCAGGGCAGGUGGUUUGGACAACAUUCCUGAAGACCUCAGCGCGCUCCCUGCCCUUGGCAGCUCAGUAUACGGCGACUCGAGAAACGAAUCAUAUAUGGUAGGCACGCCGAUGCCUCAUAUUGAUAGUAGUAGCGCGGCAUCGACACCCAUGGCAUUACUACCCCGGCGAAAGGAUGGCCCGGGAGUCUUACAAGAUGGCAAUCAAUUAUCAUUACGAGAGCAGGAGAACGUCAUAGACAAGAUUGAGAAGGAAAACUUUGGGUUGAAGCUGAAGAUACACUUCUUGGAGGAAGCUCUGCGAAAAGCUGGCCCGGGAUUUAGUGAAGCAGCAUUGAAAGAAAACACGGAACUCAAAGUCGAUAAGGUGACACUGCAAAAGGAAUUACACCGGUAUAAGAGGACCCUGGGUUCGGCCGAACGCGAUGUAGACCUCUAUCGACAGCAGAUUAUUGAAAUGCAAGAAAAAGUGAAACAGAAACAUGCCGAUGAGGGACACCGGGAAGAGCUGGAUCGUCUACGACAAGCCCUACAGGAGAGGGAAGCGGAGGUGAACCAACUGAAACUUCAAGGGGGCCAAUUUGAGGAGCUACGGGAUAAUAUACAUGACCUUGAGGCUGAAAACCGAGAUAAGAACCGCAUUAUUGAAGACCGGGAGGACGAAGCCGACAACCUGAAAGACGAACUUGAAAAGCACGUUAAACUUAUCUCGGAUCUGAAAGAGUCUGUGAAACAAGCUCAGCGCCAUAAUAUUGAACUGGAAGAGAAGGCCCAAGCCAGCGAGGAUCUUGAAGACGCGAAGGAGGCGAUUGAGGAGAUGGAACGGGACCUACGGCGGCUUAAAGAUGAGCUGGAGGAUGCCGAGGAGGGUAAACAAGAAGCCAUGAGAGAGAGAGAACGUGCCCAAGCAGAUCUCGAAGAGCUUCAGGAUGAAAUGGCCAACAAAUCGAUCACCACCAAGGGCCUAAGCCGGCAAAUUGAAGAAAAAGCAAAUCGCUUACAGGACGAUCUUGAAGAUCUCCACGAAAAGCACGCUGGGAUCGAGGAGGAGUAUGCACGCAAAUCACGGGAAGUUGAGGAGCUACGAGAGGCAACCGCGCGCCUGAAGCAGGAGACCGAGGCCCGCGAGCAGAGGCUUCAAGAGAACCUGGAAAUUUCCCGUAGAGAAACUCAGGGAAUGUCUCAACAACGCGACGAUUUAUUAAAACAGCUCGAAGUUGCUCAAAAGGAGCGGCAGCAGAAUGCAGACGAGAAGAAUAUCCUCAAAAUUCGACAUGAUGCACUCACCCAAGAAUCAGCCGGUCUUCAGAAGGAACUCGCAAAGGCUCACCAAGAGACUGAGGACAUUCAGGACAAGUUGGAGCAUGAGAAGACUCUAUCUCUUAAUAAUGAGCGAGAAGUCAGAGACGAAUACAAAGCUGGAAUUAAUCGCCUAAACGACGAGAUCGAAGAUCUCCGUGUUGAAGUUCGAGAGAAGGAGAGACUCUACGACAACGAUAGCGACAAAUGGGAGAGCGAAAGGCGAAAUCUAGAAUCUCAGAGGGACAUGGCCGAGGAAAAGGCGGCGGCCCUACAGCGGACUAUCAACAGACUCCAAGAAGCCGAGGGGACCUUAUCCAGUAAGGAAACGAAACUUCAGGAAGCCCUCCAAAGUGAGAACGAUAGGCAUACAAGCCAGGAAACGAUAUUAAACCGGCAAAUCCAAGAGCUAAACGGGGAUGUGGAAGCUCGUUGCAGGACACUUGAAGCACUUAGAUCUGAGCUGUCAAAUGUUAGAGAAGAACUCCGCCUCAGCCAACGGGAGCGAAAAUUGUUAGCAGAAAAGAUCGAAGGACUAGAGGACGAGGUCGAGAUUCUCCAAACUAGCCUUGACGAGAGUGAUCAGGCGAAUCAAGAGCUUGCGGCCGGGAAACAAGAAACCGAAGGCAGUGCGAAGCUAAAUUCAACUGUGGAAAAUAUGAAAACCCAACUUUCUAAGGCUAAACAAGAGAAACAGGGACUGCAAGAUCAUUUGGCUAGCUUAAAUAUAGAGAUGCACUCUCUCCGUGUCUCUAAGUCCGAAGUUGAAGCUGAGCGGGAUGAAAUUCAAUGUCAACUAGAAGCCAUGAAACAGCAGGAAGAGGAUACAUUCCGUCUUGACCAAGAAAGAGUUGAUCUGCGCACAACAAAGUUAAAGUUAGACUGUGAGGUUCGCCGCCUUCGGGAAGAGAACAAGCUUACCACCGCUGAGCGGGAGACGAUAGAGAAAGACUUAAAACUGGAAAUCGAACGGGCCAGUGCUGAGGAGGCUCGCCUGACCGCUGAAAUUAAUGAUUUACAAAAACUACUCCGAGGCUCCUCAGAAAAGAGGGAGUUAUCUUCAGCCAAGAAAACUAUUCAGCACCUCGAAGAACGGAUUCAAGAACUGGAGAGGCAGAUUGUGUCAGGAGAUGGCCAGAAUGACACAGCUCACGAAAUAUCUGUCAUGCGCCACGAGCUUUCGGCCGUUCGCCGAAAGGAAUUCGAAUUCCUUCAGCGUGAGGCUACUCAAAAGGAUGUUCUUCGUGGUCUCAAACGACAGAUUACAGAACUUGAACGAAAGGCACACGAAACAGAAAUUUCCCGUCUAGAACACCCAUCACCACAUUCUUCUGUCAGCGGAUCUGCUCGCAAAUCCGAAAUUCUCGAAGUGCGUGCCCAACUCGCAGCAGCUCACCAGUCUUUGAAAGAUACUCGGUCACAACUCAAAAAUUACGAAAAGGAGGCCUCGCGGAAACUGAAUGCCGCGAACAUCGAUCUCCAAGCUCACAUUACAUCGUGGGAAUCAGAAAAGGAUGGAUUUGAGCGCUCGCUUGACGACGCCCAAUUCCAGAUUGAUGAACUUUCAGCCAAGAAUACCUCUCUAGAAGCGACUGUCUCACGGCUAAGAGGGAAAAUUGAUCGACUUGAGAAGGCACUCCAAGCUGAGCGUCUCAAUAGUGGCGAGGAUCGUACCAUGGCCGUCGAACGCCGAGAUCUCCACGAGAUGCUGCGAGAAACUCAAAUCCAGGCCGAAUCGCUCGAGGUCGCGGUUCAAGAGCGAGAGGGCACGAUUGCAGCUAUCACAACAGCUGAAUCCGAACUCCGCGCCCAUCUAAAACGUGUACGUGAUGAGCGUGCCUUGCAGCGUUCCAGAGCCGCUUCAGCUAAGGAGCAACUUGAGAAGAUGGAGGGCAAGUUCCAAGCGGCCCAGAAGAGCUGGGAUGCAGAAAAGAAAGCACUUUGUCGUGGAGUGAGAUUCGUGAACACCUCGAUGUCCACAAAUGAUGAAUCAGAAAUCGGUGCAUUGAAGAAGGAUAUCGAGGAGAAGGAAAAACGCCAUGUGAAAGAGCUAAGAGGUAUGGGUCUGCAGAUCGACUGGCUGCGAGCGAGAUGUAGACGGGAGGAGACAUUUAGAGCUUCGGCUGCGUAUGCCAAGAGAUAUAUGAACCUCCAAAUUGACAUGUAUCAGGCCUGCAACAAAGCAGAUCUUAGGCUGCUAGAAUCGACAGGUCUCAAAUCCACUAGGCCUAAAAAGGAGAAGAAUGUCACUUUCCGGAUGGUUGCUUGGGCUGUUAGGGCUACUGUGAGGAUGACGAAGGGUGCGGAGCAGUGGAAGGAAAGCACCAAGAUCCACGAACGCCUUAUAGCUCAAGCGAAGAAGCAGAGGAGGCAGAGUAGUAGUCGGCGUUGA